CAACUCUGUGGAGCCCGGGGGCGGGGAUCCGGUCCUGCCUCUGAUCCGGGUGGUUCGGAAUCCGAGCGUGCGGUGUAUGAAAGGAGUCCUAAUGGAAAUGGCUCCAGGGCGUCCGAAGGGAGCGGUGUUUGUGCCCCGGGCAUUUCGGAUAAGCAAAUGCUGAUCUGUCAGUUUUUGUCUUUCCUGUUAAACCCUCCCUCUGUCCUGUGCGGCUGCUCUUUGUCACUUAAUGAUUUGAAAGAGUGCAUUUAAGGGGAUGGUGUUACUGUGCUUUAUGGAAAGGCACCGCAGUGCCCAGGGGCACCCACAGCUCUAUCUGUGCUCAGAGCCCCCCAGCCUGAGCUGGGAAUCUGCAGGGAUGGGGCAUCACCAGCUCUCUGGGCAUCCUGUACCAUUGCCUCAUGAUCCUCAUUGUAAUAAUUUCUUCCUUAUGUCCAGUCUAAACCUCCCCUCCUUCAGUUGGAAACCAUUUCCCUAAAAGAAAGGUGUGACAGCAGUGCAGAAAAGCCCACAAUCUCUGACAGGCAGCAAAACACUGUAAUUCUAUUAGAGAAAGUCACAGAGCCUGAUUUAAUCAGGAAAAAAAAAUAGAAGAGAAGCCACAGUGCAGGAUUUCUACACUGGGUUAUAGCAACUAUAUAGCAACUGAGCUGCAGCACUCAGCCUUUGACCUUGUAGAGAGCAAUAUGGGUACUUUUGGCUGAAUGUACUGAAUGUAUGCUUAAUGGAAUUCAUCUCUUUGCAGCUGAAAGAAAUGCAGGAUGAAAUUCUUACUAAAAAUGGGGAAAUCAAAAUGUUGCGUGACUCUAUGCAGCAGAUGGAGCACACUAUGGAUGAGCAGAGAAGGUCGUACAUGCUGUUGGAACAGCAACAAUCUCAGGCCCUUGGUGAAAAAGAGAGAGAGUUCUCCAAAAAGUUACUGUCACUGCAGUCAGAGUUGCAGUUCAAAGAUGCAGAAAUGAACGAAUUAAGAACGCGGCUUCAGAACUGUGAAAGAAACAAACACUCAGCUCAAACGGUUGUGCCACAAAGCCCUAAAAAGAAUUUUACAGUCCAGAUGAAAUCAGAAGGGUGUCCUCUGCAGCCUGGAAAAAGGUCUUUUCCUACAAAAGAGUCUUUCAAUGCUGAAACAGCUGUCAGACCCUCUUCUUCUUCUUCAGGAAAUUGUUUUGCACAGAUGGUUUCCAGCAAGGAAGAUAGUAAGAUGCCCCAUCCUGAAUUGUCAUCCAUAAAGCAGGAAGCAAUGGGAAGGAGUGGUUCUUGCAAUUCUGUACCUCGUCGGAGCAUUCAAGAGGAUGGAAGAGCCACUCCAAAGGCAAUCUCUCCAGGUUCCGCCUUGCUGAGCGCCCUGCUGAAGCAGCCCCUUGUCUCUGGGUCCCUGCUGGGACUUUGCCAUCUUCUCAGCAGCAGCGCUGAGGCUCUGCCAGGAGCUGUGCUGCAGCCCGACCUUCUGCAGACGCAGCCCACGCAGACGCCUGGCACCAGGGCAGCCCCGGAAGAAGUUGCUCCUCUUGUGUCCCUGCAAGAAGCUCAGAAGCUCGCAGUGACAGGGCUGAACUUGAUCGCUAUGGACGAAGGGCCGUGCGAAGGGAGCCCUGCAGGGAGUGGGAGCGAGGUGUUGUGUUUGAAACGCUGCAAGAUCCGAGGAGCUGUGCACCUCCUGCCCUUGGUGGAACACCACAUCGGUGCUUACUGUCGAGCGGUGCAGUCGGCAGACAAGUCAGUAAAUGCUUCUUGUGGAAACCAUGCAGUCGUUUCUUCCAGAACCAACACAAGUAAGGUGGCGAGUAAGGAGGACUUCAGGUUGUCUCUUGAAGAAGCAACAGUUCUGUCGCUAGGUAUUCUUUAUUAUUUGGCGUUUUAUAGCUGGGACGUUGUCCACGUGUUGCUGGCUAAUGAGGUGGAAGAAAGUUCUGCUGUUGGAGAAGAACAGCUUUCCAAGACAGACAAAAAUGUGCUGUGUGAUAAUAAAGAAGAUGACAGGACGCAAGGAGGGCUGCCUGACGCUCCGCAGGAUGCUGACAGUAACGUUCAAGCACAACAUUCUUUGUUCAGGAAGCUGCUCCAGGUUUUAGCUUUUUCUGCCACCGCGGGCUCCCAGAUGGAUUGCAUCCUGCAGCACAGCCUGAAGGUUCUGGUAAAACUGGCUGAAAACUCAACGAUGGACUUGCUAAUCAAUUUUCAGCACCUCCUGAGCCACCAGGUGCUGCUCCGUGUCCUGUGCCCAGCUGUCCCUCUGCACACAGUUCUUCUGACCGUGAAGCUGCUGUCCAUACUUGCACAACACCACUUGCUGGUUGCUCAACUUUGCUCCCAUUCAGAUAGCUGCCUUCUUCUUGCACUGUACAUGUACAUCACAUCAAGACCGGACAAAUCGGCCUCUGAGGUGCAUUGGCUGCAGCUGGAGCAAGAGGCAGUCAGGCUCCUGACCCGGUGCGUGCGGUUCUCCAGCCCAGCAGUUUUACCCCCUGCUGCACACUGCCAGUGUAAUCUGGAGGUGGUUAAGGCACUAAUAAUAAUGUUACACAGACAGUGGACAAAGAUUAGAAGAUUUGAGAGCAGCUUGUGUGCACAUAAGGAGCAAGUCAUUCAGUUCUUAAGGGACGCUGUCCUACUCUUACACAGCCUGUGUCAGAAAGACAAACUGUUUCAUGAGCACUGUUUGGAAGUACUCCAUCAGUAUGACCAAGCCAUGCCAGGCAUUAGAGCCAUCCUCAGAAAAACCAAAAAGCUGAGCGCCUGCGAAGAGCUGAUCUUGGAUGAGUUGUACCCUCCUGAGCCAGAAGCAGAAGAUCAGGACUCCAGUUAGCCAUGUGGCAGUGAUCUCUGCCCGUACUUCAGUCAUCGUAAUCACUGCCAGAGUAAACCUGAUCUAAAUCAGCAAUUCUCCACAGUGAUAACUCAAAAGUUGCUCUCCAAUGCACAACUAAAACACAAUUCUUUGUUGCAGUUAUUCUACCUAAGUGCUAUCCAAAUGAAAACAAGGGAAUUGUGAUGUGAGGACAAAAAUAAUACUGCCAUGUACUGUUUUGCUGUGCAAAACCACUGGAAGGAUGAACUUAGGAAUGGUUCUGUUUAUGAGCAUCGCCCUUCAUGAAGCUGCUGUGAAUGGAAUGGAAACCUUACUGUGUGUUCCCCAUUUACUGUGACUACAGCUGCAUUUAUGCUGGUUUAUGAUGCUGAACGUCCUGGGACGUUUGGGGUCACUGAGUUCCUAUGCAAGUCUUGUGACAAUAUUUGUUGUUUCUUUUGUAGCUGUACCACUUCCUUGCUUGAGACUUUUGUGUUGAAAUUAGUAAAUUGUUUACUGUGACUUUUUUAAAAAAUAAUGGCAGAAAUAACUUGUAGUCGGCAGUUCCCUACUGAGCAAGGCAUUUAUAAAAGGCCUGGGCUCAUCAGCUGAGUUCACUCCUUUUUUCAGUUUCAUGAAUGUGCUGGAAGUGGCACUGCUAAGAUGCUCCACCCAAAGCUGCUGGAACUCAGAGAAGAACCAGGUGGCUGAAGGGAACGUUGUACUGAGCAAAAGAGGUUCAAAGCUCUGCAGAACCUGAGCUGUAGCACCCGGGUCUGUGCUGCAGUGGAACUGAAUGAGCAGCUAAUUGCUAGGAUAUGGCACGAAUGAUUGCAGGAGUUACUGUUGCUGUGUUCUUUCGGUGUAGUGGGCUGCUGUUAGCAGCUGAACCUUAGAUCCCGAAACCAGAACUGUUUAAUUGCUACUAAAAGAAGCCCCUUGGUUUGUGGUGCAGCUAUGGGGUGCCUUUGAAGAAGGAACUAACCCUUCUUUAUACCAACAAUGACCUUAUAUAGUGUUUAUGGGGAAGUGAGAAAUUAAGUUCAUAGCUGGUAAACUCAAAAACAUCAA
Centrocercus urophasianus (Greater sage-grouse) is the source of this 3862-nucleotide messenger RNA. It is a transcript of the gene ATRIP, whose product is annotated as ATR interacting protein. The transcript is spliced from 11 exons. Gene Ontology annotation, biological process: DNA damage checkpoint signaling; DNA repair. The coding region runs from base 725 to 2809 and encodes 694 amino acids. The record is from RefSeq and is a predicted model, not a curated record. Lineage: Eukaryota; Metazoa; Chordata; Aves; Galliformes; Phasianidae.